UUCACUUGUUCACUAUUGGACAUGCUCUUAGGGCUUAGGCAACGCAGGUUCUCGUUUCCCUCUCUUCGUUCACAAUCUCACCUCACCUUCAGAAUAAAGAACCUUCAGAGCUGUUCCCUCAAAAGAAACCCUAGCCUCCUUCAUCGCCGCUACCGUUCUUCUCACUGUCGCCGUCUGUCGCGCUCAAGAUCUUCGUCUGUUUGUCGUGAUCGAGCCCCUCUCCUAAUUCGCCAAUCACCAACUUCGUCGCUCCAACCCCUCAUCCUGCUCAGUCGAGCUUCGCGCCGUCCCUAGUCGUUCUCGUCGCCGGGUCCGCUCUCCAUCUUUCUCUGCUCAAACUGCUUAUACACGCGUUCUGUGUCGUGACUGAUGGAUUUAUUUUGUGAUUUGACAAUUUGAUGCAGCAAUCAGGUUUUUUAUUAAGAUUAUGUGACUAAAGAGAGAGCUAUGCUGGAGGAUAAGCUUGGGAAUCCUAAUCGCAAAUAUUAAUUCAACUUUCGCAUGAUGAGUAUAGCUUUUUUCAUAGGAGCAAUGAUGAGUUUGCUGGUUUUCCUGUUCUUCAUGCCUGACAUCCUACUUUAAUUUGAUCUUGCCUGUAAUAAAUUUUAAUGCAAAGUUGCACAUUUAUAUUAGUGUGUUUGAAAGGUAUUUUUUGCUUGUAUUGUUAUAUAGAAUAAGGAACUUACGUUACAAUUGUGAGAUAAAUUGAAGUUCCUAACUAUGCACUAUGGAUCCAUUGAUUUUACGUCCAUGGUACAUGUCAUAUGUUGCUGGAAACAGCAAAGAAGAAACUAUCCAUAUCGCUUUUUUGUUUGUGCUGUGCUGAAAGCAUGUUUGCUAAUCUUUGCAAACAGAGGGGAUGUUUUUCCUCCCAGACUUGAGGAAUGUAAUUAAUAAAUAAGGCUCAGCUAGACCUGUUACAUUCUUUAAUUAAUCUGCUUUGUUAAAUUUAUGUGUUAAAUCACUUUGAAUUACUGUUCUGGCGUGAUUGAAUCACCAAUAUAUUGGAAAGAGGAAACCGCUUUUUGUUAUUGGCUUUAGGUUUUCAAAUAAGCUAGUAGAAUUAUUUUUGAAUUUACCAUUUCUUUUCUCCCAAGUUACCUUGAUGGAACAUGUUGGUUUUAGUAGAAUUAUUCUUUUUGUUGAACUGUACAGCACACAUAAGGAUUACAGGUAAAUUGUGGGGUUAUUGCAGUUGAAUACUGUCACAAUGAUAUCAGAUGAGUCUCUCUUCCACUACUCACUCGUCGCAUUUUACCUCAUAGCGCCGCCAACCUUUAUCUCCCUGAUGUUCCUACAAGCUCCAUAUGGAAAACACCACAGGCCAGGUUGGGGGCCAACGCUGCCUCCCCCACUGGCAUGGUUCCUCAUGGAGAGUCCCACAUUGUGGCUCACCCUCUUGCUCUUCCCACAUGGCCGACACUUCUCAAACCCAAAAUCCAUGAUCCUCAUGAGCCCUUACCUACUUCACUACUUCAACCGUACUUGCAUUUACCCUUUGAGCCUCCUUCAAAGGAGCCCAUCGGGAAACGGCAAGAAAACUUCACAUGGAUUCCCUCUAAGUAUUGCGCUCACGGCAUUUUUCUUCAACUUGUUGAAUGCUUACCUUCAAGCUAGAUGGGUGUCUCACUAUAAGGACAACUAUGAUGGUGAUGGUAAUGAUUGGUUUUUCUGGUUGGCGUUUUUUGUGGGGUUGUUUGUGUUUUUGUGUGGGAUGAGGAUCAAUAUUGUGUCUGAUAGGGAGUUGUUGAGGCUCAAGGGUGAAGGGAAGGGCUAUGUUAUUCCAAGGGGAGGGUUGUUUGAGCUUGUGGCUUGCCCAAACUACUUUGGGGAGAUCUUGGAAUGGCUUGGUUGGGGAGUGAUGACAUGGUCUUGGGUUGGAUUCGGGUUCUUCAUCUACACUUGUGCAAACUUGGUGCCAAGGGCAAUUGCAAAUCGCCAAUGGUACUUGGACAAAUUUGGUGGGGAUUAUCCUAAGAGCCGGAAAGCUGUUAUUCCAUAUUUAAUUUGAUUUUAGGAACUCCUUUUCUCUUGCAUUUUUUUCUGGGAUUGGUUUCAAUGGUAAGACAAAAUUGAAAUUUUGUUUUUGGUGCUUUUCAAUAAAACAUGGAAUAUCCAUAAUUUUGUGAUAUAACGUUGGAUUUUUGUGAUGCUUAGGUCCUUCUAGUAACCCGUUUUCUUGGGAUUGCUAUCUGACUGUUAUUCUGUGUUUUUAGGUGUAGUAUUUUACAAGAUUAUGACACCAGUUCUUCAAAGUACACU
This is a messenger RNA of Arachis stenosperma, 2262 nucleotides long. RefSeq names its product steroid 5-alpha-reductase DET2. The transcript is spliced from 2 exons. The record is from RefSeq and is a predicted model, not a curated record. Gene Ontology annotation, cellular component: membrane. Gene Ontology annotation, biological process: brassinosteroid biosynthetic process. Bases 1211 to 2011 code for a protein of 266 amino acids. Lineage: Eukaryota; Viridiplantae; Streptophyta; Magnoliopsida; Fabales; Fabaceae. Gene Ontology annotation, molecular function: 3-oxo-5-alpha-steroid 4-dehydrogenase activity.